This is a messenger RNA of Tachyglossus aculeatus (Australian echidna), 621 nucleotides long. RefSeq names its product putative olfactory receptor 2B8. Gene Ontology annotation, molecular function: olfactory receptor activity. Bases 1 to 621 code for a protein of 206 amino acids. Gene Ontology annotation, cellular component: membrane. The record is from RefSeq and is a predicted model, not a curated record. Gene Ontology annotation, biological process: G protein-coupled receptor signaling pathway. The transcript has 2 exons. Lineage: Eukaryota; Metazoa; Chordata; Mammalia; Monotremata; Tachyglossidae.
AUGGGCAUGACCACAAGGAUAGUGUUAGCCAUCGUCUGCUUCAUGCUCAUCAUUGUCUCGUACAUCCACAUAUUCUGGGCCGUGCUGAGGAUGACUCAGGAAUGGUUGCCCCUUUCUCUAUCUCACUUUUUGUGGGGGAACACCACGAUUCAGGCCACCGCCAUCUUCUGCCUGCUUUGCUGUGGAUACUGGCGACUUCCCCACUUCCUCUGUGAGAUGACCACCAUGCUCAAGCUGGCAUAUGUGGAUGUCCGGGCCAAUGAGAUCCAUCUCUUACUGGACACUUUGGUCCUGAUUCUCCUGCCCUUGAGCCUUAUCACAGUUUCCUAUGGAUCCAUUGCCCGGGCCAUGCUGAGGAUCAAGUCGCCGCUGGACUGGAGGAAGUCCCUGGGCACCUGUGGGUCCCACCGCCUGGUGGUCACUCCCUUCUACGGGACCAACACCGUGGUCUACAUCUGGCCUUACAGCUCCUUCUCUGGGACUUUCGACAAGUUUCUGACCCUAUUCUACACUGUGGUCACCCCCACCCUCAACCCGCUGAUCUACACCCUGAGGAGCAAGGACGUGAAGGGGGUGGUGAGGAGAAUUCUGGGAAAAGACCCGAGUUCAGAAAAGGGCUAA